AUGUUGCGCACAAAGAUCGAGAAGUUGUCCUGUCUGUUGGGCCGCGGUCUGUCGAAGUUGGGGUCCGGGGUGUUUUCUGCCUCGCUGCCGUCGUCAUUUGCUGCUUCCUCCUCCUCGUCUUCACUAUUGUCUUCGUGCGCUGACUGCUCUUCGUCCUCAGACUCCUCUCCCCCACUCUCGGCCUCAGACUGCUCCUCCUCACUCUCACUCUCACUCUCACUCUCCUGCUCCCGCUGGAAGUCCUCCCACUUGCUCUUGUCGAUCGCAAAGUCAACAGCCACCUCUCUGCCCUGGAUCUUGAGCCCGGCAGACUCCUGCACAGCCUUUGCUGCUGCAGAGUGGCGCAUCAUCGUCACAAACCCAAACCCGGUCAUUCUGCCCCCCUUCUUGCGAGGGAUGUGCGCCUCCUUCACCUUGCCGUACUUCAGAAACUCCUUCACCAGGUCGUUCGGCUCCCGCACAGACCACGGCAGGUUUCUCACAAUCAGCUUGGCGCUCUUCUUCAUCGCCACCUCCUGCGACUUGGCCCGUGGCUCCACCGUCUCCUUUGCAGCCUUGUCCUUUCUCACUCUGCGCUUUGCAAUAGAAACCUUGAGCAGUCUGUCCUUGAACUUGUUUUUCUUCGAGUCCUUCAAGGCAUUCAGUGCGUCCUCGUCGGUAACAAACGAAACAAACCCAAAUCCACGGCUCUUUCCCUCGCUGUCGUUCACAAUCACAGAGUGUCGCACCGGAGCGAACUGCGAAAAGAAGUCGUUUAACUCCUCGUUCGUUCCACUUGGCGCCACGUUCUGCACAAACAGCGUUCUUCUGUCUAAUCCAUCCUCACUGGACGUUGAUCCAGGCCGUUCAGACAUCCUCAAACUGUUUAGGACCGUUCCUGCAAAAUCUAUCUAG
Ogataea philodendri is the source of this 894-nucleotide messenger RNA. RefSeq lists its product as uncharacterized. The record is from RefSeq and is a predicted model, not a curated record. The transcript has a single exon. The coding region runs from base 1 to 894 and encodes 297 amino acids. Lineage: Eukaryota; Fungi; Ascomycota; Pichiomycetes; Pichiales; Pichiaceae.